Messenger RNA from Notolabrus celidotus (New Zealand spotty), 1029 nucleotides. Its product is annotated as DNA-binding protein inhibitor ID-4-like. The record is from RefSeq and is a predicted model, not a curated record. Bases 345 to 818 code for a protein of 157 amino acids. Gene Ontology annotation, cellular component: nucleus; cytoplasm. Lineage: Eukaryota; Metazoa; Chordata; Actinopteri; Labriformes; Labridae. Gene Ontology annotation, biological process: circadian regulation of gene expression; negative regulation of transcription by RNA polymerase II; cell differentiation. Gene Ontology annotation, molecular function: transcription regulator activity; protein dimerization activity. The transcript has 2 exons.
AGUCUUUAACCCGGUUCAUUCUCUCUGAUCAAUGAUCUGAUCCAAAUGAUCCGAUCACCGACAUCAUCUGAAACUCCCAUCACUCAUCUUUACAAUCAGACACUCUGAGUUCACCUGCUGCAGCCCACAGGUGAGCUGCUCCCUGACCGAGUCUCAGCAGCCAAUCAGCUGCCAGAGAGAGGAGAGUGACAGCAGGGAGAGCCAAUCAGCGUCCAGCUCAGAGCUCAGCGGCUCUUUAAGACUCAGAGAGAGUCAGAGUGAGACUAGAGUGCGGUGUUCCACCUGGUCUGAUGUGUCUGUGAGAUCCACCUGUGUGUGUGUGUGUGUGACCCUGCAGCGCAGACAUGAGAGCCGGCAGCCCGGUGCUGUCAGCGGGCAGGAGGAGGAGAAGCAGCGGGGCUCUGAGCUCCUCUCUGCGGGGAGUCUCCAGGAUUAAGAGCCCGGAGGAGGAGGAGGUGGUCCUGCAGGUCCUGCAGGUCCCGCAGGUCCCGGUGCUCCUGCUGCAGGACAUGGACUUGUGUUACCGGCUGCUGAGGAGGCUGGUACCCGGACUACCUCCAGGACGAGCCGCCAGCAGGGUGGAGAUCCUGCAGCAUGUUAUAGACUACAUCCUGGAGCUGCAGACCGAGCUGGAGGAGACCUGCCCGGCCACAGAGAGACCGGAUCCAAGGAGGCACCAAGACCGGAGACAGCAGCGCACACAUACACAGACACAUACACACACACACACACACUCACACACACUCACACCUGCCAGUGUGUCCUGGCCGAGAUCAGCAGCAGCUCGUUCCAACAAAGUGACAGACACAGAAUUCUAAGAGACGACAACAUGUCAUGAAUUCAGAACAGAAGUCAAAGCUUCUACAAGCUGAUCCAUCUUCCUCCAAUGUCUUCAGUCUGCUUUUAAAAACUAACCUCCUCAGAUGAAUCCCCUUAUUGAUUCAGUUUCCUCUCUCUGAACAUCAACAGUUGUUGUCUUUGUAAUUAUUGUAACAGAACUAGAAUAAAAAUAACAGUUUUUAAAGUUAA